CAAUAUGGUGGCUGUGGUGAAAAUUCCAGUGAUCAGUCUGAAUUUUUUUUAUGACCAGCUUGCAAUGUUUUCGGAUUGGAUUCAUCUGAGAGUUGGCAUGAAUUUGGUUUGUCCCCUUCAAAGCAGAUCAAUAGGCAGCACACUUGGGUUGUGGUGUAAACUUUCUCUGUUCAUCCCACCCAGAAAAAAAGUAUUCCAAGUUCAAAUGAAUCGUCUCUUUGCAUCCACCUGCCCAGAGCCAGUUGUCACCGUUUCUCUCCAUAUUGUUUUGCCAACAGUUUUUACAGUUGCAAAUGUACAACUCAUCGGAGCGUUCUGCAACCAGUUAGCAAGUCCAAUAUGGAGCUAAGAUUGAAAUUUAAAAAAAAAAAAAGUUAUAAACAUAUCGUUUAUGCGGUGAGCUAUCAAAAACCCUUGACUGGAUAUGCGACAACACCAACAUCUUUUCUGUUCCAACAAGAUGAUGACUCACACUUUGUAAGUGGAUCCUUUUGGGAAGCGGCAUUGAUUGGAUAUGGUUUUGGAAUUGUGUUUGGAUUGGUUGCCGGGUUUUUUAUGUUUUUAACUGGAAAACCUAAUUGGUUUGUUCACAUCAUUGAGGGGGUUGAAAAGAAGAAGGUGAAAAGAUUGAGGAGAAGUGGUUGCAAGUAAUGACUAAGAAGAAUUUCAUUUUGAAUGUUUUUAACAAGUGAGUGAUGCAAACCUUAAUAUAUAUAUAUAUAUAUAUAUAUCUUGCACUAUUUAAUU
Molecule: messenger RNA, 747 nt
Organism: Malania oleifera
Lineage: Eukaryota; Viridiplantae; Streptophyta; Magnoliopsida; Santalales; Ximeniaceae
Exons: 4
Coding region: 5-349 (114 amino acids)
Source: RefSeq, a predicted model, not a curated record